This is a messenger RNA of Lactuca sativa (garden lettuce), 1718 nucleotides long. Its product is annotated as short-chain dehydrogenase/reductase 1. The record is from RefSeq and is a predicted model, not a curated record. Gene Ontology annotation, molecular function: oxidoreductase activity, acting on the CH-OH group of donors, NAD or NADP as acceptor. Lineage: Eukaryota; Viridiplantae; Streptophyta; Magnoliopsida; Asterales; Asteraceae. Gene Ontology annotation, cellular component: membrane.
AUAUUUUUUUUAUUUUUAAUCAAUUGUCCUUUUAUGUAAUUUUAUAUAUUUCAAAAGCUUCCAGCUAUUUUUGCAAAACAUUCAUUUAACAAAUAAAAGUUACAGCUUCCUGCUACCAGCUACCAGCUACAUGCUACCAGCUACCCACUACCAGCUAACCGCUAUCCGCUUCCAGCUAACAACUAAUUUUGUCAAACACGCCCUUCCAUUUGUGGGGCCCAACCACACGCACUCAUGUCUACACAAAUUUGGGGUAGUUUCACCGUGCAUGUGGAAUUGUGGAUUGUGGAUCUGUGGUCAGAGAACUACUACGUGUUACACUCUACACUAUACUAGUAUUAUUCAAUCGAGAAAGAAAAAAAAAAGGAAGUGGGGUUGAUGACUUGAUGAGUUGAUUCUAUAUAUCUAAAAGAUCUCUCAUCUUCUUCAUCAAAUCAUUUUUUCCUUCUCCGAUCCUGGAUAAAACGUUUUUCAUAUGUUCAUCGUCAUAUUUCUUGGUAUACAUCCGAUACAAAAACAAGUGUGGAUUUGAAUUCAAAAUUUUAAUUCGAGUCAUACCAGAUAAACUUCAAUCCCUUGAGUAAACUUAAUUUGUCGAGUAUUUGCAGAUCAAAAUCCAUGGAGAAAAUCAGUUCAAAAAGAGUUGCAGUUGUCACCGGAGGAAACAAAGGUAUUGGACUUGAGAUUUGCCGUCAAUUGGCCUCAAACGGCGUUACGGUCGUAGUAACUGCUAGAAACGAGAAUCGAGGCAUUGAAGCUAUCGAAAAUCUCAAAGUCUCUGGCCAUGACGAUGUCGUUUUUCAUCAACUUGACGUGAAAGAUCCGAUGAGUGUUGGUCGGUUGGCCAAAUUCGUCGAAUCUCAAUUCAAAAAACUCGAUAUCUUGGUCAACAACGCAGCUGAAAGUGGAAUAAUCGUGCAGUAUGACGAAUUUAGGGCCUUCAAAGAUGGAGCAGGAUAUGAACAAGUGUUUGACGAAAAUGCACCUCUCUUAACUGGGAUUUUGGAACAACCUUACGAUUUGGGAGAAGAUUGUAUGAGAACAAAUUAUUAUGGAACUAAAGGAGUAACCGAAGCGUUUCUUCCACUUCUGCAUCUCUCUAAUUCACCAAGAAUAGUCAACGUUUCUUCCAAUUAUGGAGAACUACAUUGGAUACACAAUGAGAAGGUGAAAGCAGAGUUUCAAGAUAUUGACACUCUUAAUGAAGAUAGGAUUGAUGAGAUCAUUGAAUGGUUUUUGAGGGACUUGAAAGACAAUAAGUUGUCGGAAAACGGUUGGCCUUUGACGGUUGCUGCGUAUAAAGUGUCAAAAGCUGCAAUUAAUGGUUACACAAGGAUUUUGGCAAGAAAGUUUGGUAAUAUUCUUGUGAAUUGUGUUCAUCCAGGUUAUGUGAUAACUGAUAUCACAUCUCAUACGGGGCACUUGACCCCAGAAGAAGGUGCUAGAGCUCCGGUCAUGGUUGCUUUGUUGUCGGAUGAUGGUCCUUCUGGAGUCUAUUUCAAUCAAAUGAAUAUAUCCUCAUUUUGAUAACAUGAAAUGUUUCUAAGAAGUUGAUGAAAUUUGGUGUUUUCUUUGAAUAAAUCUAGAAAUAAUAUGAAUGUCUGGGUUUUAAAUGUUGCAAUCUAUAACUAUAUUCAACUCUAAUGUUGGGUAUAACAAGUAUUUGUGUUUGGUAUAUUUUAUUUUAAUUUAAUUUUACAAAUCCAUUUUGUCGGUAA